Molecule: messenger RNA, 4333 nt
Organism: Conger conger (European conger)
Lineage: Eukaryota; Metazoa; Chordata; Actinopteri; Anguilliformes; Congridae
Gene: stag3
Product: cohesin subunit SA-1
Exons: 30
Coding region: 1-3552 (1183 amino acids)
Biological process (GO): sister chromatid cohesion
Cellular component (GO): nucleus; cohesin complex; chromatin
Molecular function (GO): chromatin binding
Source: RefSeq, a predicted model, not a curated record
AUGGCACAUAACAUAGCCGAGAGACUAUUGACAGAACGUCAUCGUUCAGCGGUGUGGAUCGUUACGGUUCGCAAGCGGCCGCAGCGUAGCUCAGCGGCCUCCCGCCCUGCGCCCGCCCCCCUGGCAGCAUCUCCCGAAACGACGUCGUCCCCGGCCCGCCCCCCCCAGAGCCCUCCACGGGAGGCCCCUCCCGGCUGCUCGCCAGGCGGGAGCCAGCCCACCGCAGGCCAACUGUACGAGGCGGUGCUGGGCGGCAAGAGCGCCACUGUGACCGUGGUCGACGAGUGGCUAGACAGCUACAAGCAAGAGAAGGAGGCGGGGCUUCUGGAGCUCAUCAACUUCAUUGUGCAGUGCUGUGGCUGCAGAGGGGUGGUGAGCAGGGACAUGUUCGAUAGAAUGCAGAAUGCUGAGAUCAUCAGCAUAUUGACCAAAGAGUUUAAUGAGGACUCGGUGAAGUACCCGCUGUCGUCCGCGGGAACGCAGUGGCGGCGCUUUCGGGCCGGCCUGUGCCAGUUUGUGAGCGUGCUGGUCCGCCGCUGUCAGAACAGCCUGCUCUAUGACGAGUACCUCUUCUCCUCCCUGCUGGCCCUGCUCACCGGCCUGUCCGACUCCCAGGUCCGAGCCUUCCGCCACACCAGCACCUUCAUCGCGAUGAAGCUGAUGACGGCCGUGGUGGAGGUGGCGGUGGUGGUGUUCACUCAGACUGAGACGAUCCAGCGACGCUACGAACUGGAGCGGGACAAAAGGGCGGAGAGCCGGGCCCAGGAGCGUCUGGAGGAGCUGCAGGCCACGCUCAGAGAGCUGCUGGAGCACCAGGAGGAGCUGCGGAGCCUGAUGAACGCCGUCUUCAAGGGCGUGUUCGUCCACCGCUACCGCGACCGCGUCCCGGAGAUCCGGGCCGUCUGCAUAGAGGAGAUGGGGGCCUGGCUGAGGGACAACGCGGCCGCCUUCCUGAAUGACGGCUACCUGAAGUACCUGGGCUGGACCCUGCACGACAAGGUGGGCACGGUGCGUCUUCAGUGCGUUCUCGCACUGCAGGGUCUGUACCAGGAGAGCGACUUCAUUGGCCGCCUGGAGCUCUUCACCAAUAGGUUCAAGGAGCGGAUGCUCUGCAUGGUUUUGGACAAAGACAGUGACGUGGCGAUGGAGGUUAUUCGGCUCCUGCUGCUACUUCAACAGAAGACAGAGGAGGGUUUGUCAGAGGAGGACUGUUCGCGUGUGUACCCGCUGGUCUACGCUUCACACCGGGGGCUCGCCUGUGCGGCCGGGGCCUUCCUCUGCCACAAGUUGGGCAAGGAGAGCCAGGAUGGAGAGGUGGAGAGUUACAGAGCCAGCUUCCUCAGUCUCCUUGUCUCCUUCUACAUACAGAGCAAGUUCCAUGAACACGGGGCGUACCUGGUGGACAGUCUGUGGGGCAGCGCAGGGGCGGAGCUUAGGGACUGGGAGGCGAUGACAUCAUUACUGCUACAGGAGAAGGGGCAGGACCAAAGUCUGAAGGAUGAGGAGGAGGGGGCUCUGAUUGAGCUGAUGAUGUGUGCAGUCAGACAGGCGGCUGAGAUCCGCCCCCCUGUGGGGAGGGGCCCCCCCAGCAAGAGGAUUCUCAGUAUGAAGGACAAGAAAGCCCAGGCCCAGGACAGGAGACGCCUCACCUCCCACUUCAUCCUGGUGCUGCCACAGCUGUUAGCCAAGUACUCAGCAGACGUGGAGAAAGUGAGCUGUCUGCUCAAGGUUCCGCUGCACUUUGACCUGGAGGCCUACAGUAGCACAGGCCGCCUGGAGAAGUACCUGGACCUGCUGCUCUCUCAGCUGUGCGGGAUCGUGGAGAAGCACGCGGAGGAGGGCGUGCUGGACGCCUGCGCCCGCGUGGCCAGCGCCCUGUGCUCCGACCGCUACACCUUCUCCGCCCGCGCGGGCCUGCGCGUCGGACAGCUGCUGGACGCUCAGGUGGACAGAUUCACCUCCCAGCUCAACGAGCUGCUGCAGGGCAGUGCGGAUGAUGAUGAGAUCUACAGUGCAGCCAGCACCCUGAAGAGGAUCUCUGCCUUCAGCAGUGCAAAGGACCUGACCAGCUGGCAGCUGUUUGAGCCUUGCAUUCAGAUCCUCAAGUGUGGAGUGGAGUCAGCAGACAUCAGCAAAGAGCUGAUGGUUCCUGCACUCAAAUGCGCCUCUUUCCACGUCCUCUGGGAGAAAGUGAGGUUCAGCAGCUCCACGCCCACCAAGGCAGAGCAGAGGAAGCUGAAGCAGGAGCUGCAGUCUCUGUUUGCUCUGUGUCAGAGCUGCCUGUCGCUGGCUGAAGCAGAUAUCAGGGACCAGGCCUUUCUGUUGCUGUGUGACCUGAUGCUGGUGUUCAGUGUGGGGGUGUCUGGCCUCCCGGUCGAUGCGUCUCUGCGUGCUGAAAUGGCCUCCUUCCUGCUGGACUACAUCUUCACGGACCCCGAGGACGACCCCAGCAACGAGGACGAGGAGCUGGAGAUGGCGAAGAUCGCAGCCCUGCAGCGCCGUCGGAACCAGCUGGCAGGGUACUGCAAACUGGUGAUCUACGGAGUGAUGGAGCUCCGCUCCGCCUCCGACAUCUUUAAAUACUACAGCAAGUUCUAUCGGGACUACGGUGACAUCAUCAAGGAGACUCUCAGCAAGUCCAAGAUCAUCAGCCAAGUAGAGAGCGCCAAGACUGUGUGUCUCUGCCUUCAACAGCUGUUCUCGGAGUGCCCACACUCCGACGGGGAGGGGGAGCUGGAUCGGGGGGUGCAGGAGCUGAGGGAGAUCAGGGAGCUCGCCCACCGGCUGGCCAUGACCUUCGGCAUCGACCCACAGAGAGUCCGCAAGCCACUGCUGUCCGUGCACGAGGACGGAAUCAGCUUCGCCUUUCAGGGUGCGGGGCAGAGGGACAAGCCUCCCCCGAACCUGCUGUUCCUGGAGGUCCUGAGCGAGUUCAGCUUCAAACUGGUACGACAGGACCGCGCCCAACUGCUGGCCGCACUAAAGCGUGUGUGUCCCACACCCCUCCCGGUCUGGCCGUCCCUCCUCAUGUACCAGCGCUCCCUGCGGGGCGGGGCCAGGGGGCACGAGGGGGAGGAGCCUGAAGCCACACCCACGCCGAAGCGCAGGAGGACCAUGGCCGAGGGCUCUAGCCCUCCGGAGGGGGUGUCCCUGGACAGGAGCGGCCUCUCCAGCAGCCUGCCCACCCCGACUCUGACCUCCACCAUGCUGAGGCGGCCGUCCAGGGCCCAGCUGCUGCCCGGCAAAGAGGGCCCCUCUGAACCACAGUCUGAGGACGAGUUCACCGAGAGUCCACUGAUUCGUCGGAGAGUGCAUCAAUCAUCUGUGCCCCGGGCCGCCAGUCCCGCCUCUGCACAGAGUGACCUGGACUCCCACCUCAACCUACUGUCCCUGAUUGAAGAGGACGAGGAGGAGGAGGAGGAGGAGGAGGAGGAGGAAGAACCAGAACCAGAGAUUGAAGACUUUCCGAGCGAUGAGUCAGACCAGGAGACGCAAGUGACCCUGCCUUCUACCCGCCGGUCCAGCAGUUACCUGGAGGGCUUGUUUGACUGAGAGACGGGGGGAUGCACCAGCAGACCCAGCUGUUCAUCUUAAGCCCACACUAGUCCACAGGCAGCCACAUUCUACACUUUCUGUUCCCGAGUUACAACUUGACUUAUUAUUCAUGUGUAAAUAGAAAAAGUUUCUUCAAAGAACGUUUCAUUAUUAUUCAACCGUUAUCAUCAACCGAGCAACGUUCUUGCUACUCGGCUUCUCUUAGACCCACGGUGAGGUUGUUCAUGCUGUUUAUUUCUGGGCUAAAACUCAGCUAAAACGAUUUUUGGUCACUACAGAAUAACCGCAAACCAGAGAAAAUGGCACAGCAAUGUUACUUGACUUUUAUUAGAAAUGUGUUCAGACUUUCUAUGGUGUUGUUUUGAGGUCAUUUCAGAUAUUUUGCCGGUAUGGAAAGCCUGAGAAUAACGGUCAAGGAAAUUGAGACUAGCUAACAGUAAUGUUGAGGAUUAUACAAUUAAGAUGACACUAGCAUUGCAAAGCUAAGGCUUACACACAGUUAAAUACAAACAAAGCGUAAGUUAAACAGACAAGCAAAACAAACUUGAAAUUGGCACAUACCAAAGCUUUGGCUCUUGUGCACAGCGAAGCGAAGUUUAGCACAUAGUUAUGUUAUGUUAAAUUUUAGCGGUAGUUGAAAUCACUGUGGGUGUGAGAUUAUUGAAUGUUUGUUCACCUCAUCUGACCACCUUUCGCAAUCUUCCCCUCAUGUGUUCAAUUAUUCACCCAUUUCAGUAAAUUCACUAAAGCUUCAAAAUAAAAGCAUUUUCUGAAAGUA